AUGGGGAACAGGGCAAGCGACAUUCAAAUAUCAAGUGACUACGAUAUGAGUCUCAUUGGAGUCUUACAUGACGAGAAAAGAACGAUCGAAUUGUUCAUUGAAAAACAUCAGAGGAAUUUGGGCAAAUCAUUGAAUCACGACGGAAUGUACUCCCGCAUGUUGGAGGACCUUGAAGUUGAUUCCGUCGGAUUUUUAUCACCUCAACAUGAUGAAGGUUGGACACAAUCACAAUACAUGAGUGGUCCUUCGUUUGUGGGCACUUCAAAUGCUUUCGAUACCAACACCGGAGUUGAAGAAGAUAAUGCAAGUGUCGAAUCCGAGAAUGAUGAUGAAGAGGACGACUUACAAAUUAAUAGCAUGACGUAUAUAGAUCGUGAUGAAGGGGACAACCAACACAUUGACGGAUGUUAUACUAAUAAUGAGUAUGUCGUCUUAGAGGAUCCGCCGCCCGAUGAACUUCAAGGAGAAGAUUGGAUUGAUAACUCCAUGAUGGAAAGUGUUCCUAUUGGUACUAAUAGCGGUGAUAAUACACAGGGUGAUGACUUCUCAUUCAAGAAAGGGGAUCUUUAUGAAAGUAAGGAGAAAUUGAUCCAUGCACUUCGCUCGUAUGCCAUUGUAAAAAAUAUCAAGUUUAGGCCAACAAAAAAUAACACAACAAGCUACAAUGCGGUUUGUUUUUCUCACAACGAUGGUGAAGACGAAGAUCUUGGUGGACACCACGACGGGAAUGCGAAUUGUCCUUGGAAGCUUAAUUCACGUUCGGGUGUAAGAGUAGGUGGGCAAUUCAAAAUCACGACGUACAACGGACUCCACACAUGUAGCAAUCCUCGAUUGGAGAUGAAUAACAAGCAUGCGUCCUCUUCUUAUAUAUACCGAUUGAUUUUACCGCAUCUAAGGGAGGAUCUUGAGCUACGGUCGAAAGAUAUCCGUCUUUUAGUGCAUAAAGCGACCAACUUGGAUGUAUCAUACAAUAAAUGUUGGAACGAUAGGAGGAAGGCGAUGAUAAAAAUAUUCGGGGAUUGGGACAAAUCUUAUGAGAUCUUACCUCAUUAUCUUGAAGCACUCAAAAGUGAAAAUCCUGGGACUGUAUAUGAAGUUUCGUCAGACCCUCUUGAUGGCGAAGAACGACGAUUCACAGGUGUGUUUUGGGCAUUUGGCCCAAGUAUUGCGGGUUUCCAAUAUUAUCGUCCUCUUCUUAGCAUUGAUGACACCCACUUAUACGACAAGUACAAAGGUGUUUUGCUUGUUACCACCGGAGUUGACGCGAAUGGCGGUUUGUUUCCUUUGGCGUUUGCAGUGGUUGAUAUUAAAAACACAGAGAAUUGGAUGUGGUUUUUUGCAUGCAUUAGAUAUUAUAUCACUAGUGUGGGGGCGCGACCGAUUACAUUCAUAUCUGAUAGGAUGAAAGGAAUUCCAAGAGCACUCCAACAACAUUUCCCGUCAUCACAUGCACAUCGUUAUUGUUUGCGACAUAUUAAGGACAACUUCAAGAAGAAGUAUGGAAACGGUCAGGUUCAAGAUCUUCUUUGGCAAGCCGGGACAUAUUAA
Messenger RNA from Asparagus officinalis (garden asparagus), 1548 nucleotides. RefSeq lists its product as uncharacterized. Lineage: Eukaryota; Viridiplantae; Streptophyta; Magnoliopsida; Asparagales; Asparagaceae. The coding region runs from base 1 to 1548 and encodes 515 amino acids. The record is from RefSeq and is a predicted model, not a curated record. The transcript has a single exon.